Molecule: messenger RNA, 15960 nt
Organism: Corythoichthys intestinalis (scribbled pipefish)
Lineage: Eukaryota; Metazoa; Chordata; Actinopteri; Syngnathiformes; Syngnathidae
Product: dual specificity calcium/calmodulin-dependent 3',5'-cyclic nucleotide phosphodiesterase 1C
Exons: 18
Coding region: 7664-9931 (755 amino acids)
Biological process (GO): signal transduction
Cellular component (GO): neuronal cell body
Molecular function (GO): calmodulin-activated 3',5'-cyclic-GMP phosphodiesterase activity
Source: RefSeq, a predicted model, not a curated record
GCCCAACUCCCUUCCACAGCUAAUGGCUGAAAUUUUUUUUUGAUUAGAAAUUACUCACAGCUUUGAGGUUGAUAAAUUUGUGGCUAGAUUUGUUUAUUUAUUGGUCAAGCCAAACAAAAAAGUUGAAUCAAAAUAUACUUUUUCAAUCGAGAAAAAAAAAGUCACUUGAAUGAAAGCAAAAUGUGUUUGAAUGCGAAAGUAAGGGCGAAACCUUGGUCAUGCUGCUUUUUCUUUACUGGCAAAUUCAGCCAUUAGCUGUGGAAGGGGGUUGGGGGAAAAUGUUCACCCAUUAUCUGUGGAAGGGGGUUGGGCGUCAGGCUACUUUCAGACACUGUUACUUCUUACUUGACAAUAAACUGCUAAACUUCUGAGGAUUUUUUAACAGUAUUAUAAUAAUUCUAAUUUAUUCGGAUGUAUUUGUUUGAAUACCCUCAACAUGUUAAAAAGCAUUUUUGAAAAGAUCAGUUAACAAUAUGCUGCGAAUAUACAUUGAUUUACAUAGAUAAUUCAGAAAUACUACAACUAAGCACACCAAGCAACAGUGGUAACAAGAAAAGCAAAAGAGCUGGCCACAUCACACAUCAAUGCGAAGGAGUCACGCAAAGAGAACGAGCUUUGUCAGGAGCCCCUCACACCCAGUUCCAGUAAAAGAGCCAAGUGUCGAGUUGAAUGCUCACGCAACCAGCAGAUGUGUUCACUGCUACAGGUACACCUGUGGCAAAUGCAAGAAUGAGCUAGCAAUGGAGUGCCAACCCUGUUAUGACAGCCCAGACAAUACGCAACCACCACCGCUGAGACAACAUGUAUUUUGCAUGAUGACUACAAUGAAAACUAUGGACAAAAAAAAUUGUUGUGUUGGCAUAUUUUGCUUUUGAUAGACGUUUUUAUCUCCAGGGUGUCCCCAAAUGGGACACCCAUGGUACUUCUAGUGUUAUUGACCUGUAGUAGUCAGAGCAGAGGGGCAAAGAGGGUGAGGGGGAAGAGACCUCUACUAGAAAGUGGAGAAAGCCAAGAUGUUUAUACAUAGCAUAUACACACACAUAUACAGUACUGGCCAAAAGUUUGGACACACCUUCUCACUGGUGCAAUUUAUUUAUUUUCAUGACUAUAUACAUUUGUAAAUUCUCACUGAAGGUAAUAAAACUUUGAAUGCAUAUGUGUGGAGUUAUGUACUUAGCAAAAAAAGGUGGAAUAAUUAAAACCAUGUAUAAUAUUCAACUAUCCUCAAAGUAGCCACCCUUUGCUCUGACUACUUUUUUGCACACUCCUGCCAUUCUCUCGAUGAGCUUCUUCAGAGAGUCACCUAGGAUGUUUUUUUUUUUAAUUCAAAGGUAUGCCUUUUCAGGGUUAAUUAGUUGAAUUUAUUGCAAUGGGGUUGUAACCUUCAUUUGUGUUGUAUAGAAUGAGGUGUGUCCAAACUUUUGGCCUGUACUGUAUGUAAAUAUGUUAUGUAUAAUGUUUGGAUAUAUGUUUUUGUGUAUGUGUGUAAGGGAAAUUAGACUGACCCAGAUAUUACUUAUAUUCAAGUAACUAUUUCUCAGGGUUUGAAAUUACAGCCAUUCGUGUUACACGUGUGCCCGAAAUGUUAUUUGUGCGACUUACAAAUAUUUGGGAACAAACUAUUACUGUGUUGUAAGUCAAAGUCGUGGCAUUAGUCUCUUUACAUGGCGACUCUGCAACACAAAGACGCAAUGACUGAGCAGCGGAAUCGCCUCGCGUGCAUAUGGUGUCGGCGAAGACGAAAAAUUCUGAAUCCUGCCUCCAAGGUGGAAGAAUUCAAUUGCGGGGGGUUGAGGGGGGCUUACUCUGCAUGAAUAUCAAAAGCUCCCGCGGCGCAAGACCCCGCCGAUAACGUCAGCACUCGUACAAGUCACAUUGGGCGUGCGCAGCGGUGCUACUAAAUUUUAAUAUUUUUAAAUUAAAUCUGUUGAUUAUUUCCAUUUUUUGUGCCUUUUUGAACAAAAGAAAAAUGCCAUUGCUUCGAGUGGGCGGGCAUUUUUUUUUUUUUGGAGCUUGUUGGGGCAAAGUGCAUCAUUCGCUGUCGCCUUGUAAAUCUGUACUGCCCUCUAGUGCCUGGCAUGAAUACUACAUCGUUUUCAUGCGGAAUUUCAACAUUGUUCGAAUGGAGACGGGCCCAUAUAAAUGCAAAUUUGAAAUUUUUCGUAUUCUCGGAGAGUCACCAUGUAAACGGUCCCAUAGUUUUGUGCUUGGAUGCUACGUUCACUUACAUCAUGUGUACUCCCGGGGGCUAAGCCCUCCUGUUCUUAAAACUUAGUGACACCCCUGCUAACUACUAUAACACUUUUAGCCUAACUGUGACCUGAGCUGACAGUGAAUUAGUUAAGUUAUUGAUAACUAUUGAAUAGAGGUCAACUGUACCUGAAACAGCUAAUAUUUGUUCAAGUAUAAAUGUAUUUUCCAACUUUUUCAUUCUCAUUCAUUCAAGGGCUCCGUAAAUAGACUAUAUCCUACCUAUUUAACAAACUACUGCACUCAAUUUGAGGCAAUACAAAGUCUCGCGAUCAUAAGCGGAUUUUAGGGGGGGCCCCUCUGGUGUCCGAAAAUUGUCAUUGCAUGUAAUUGACUUUCCUAUAUAGAUAAAAGUUGCAAAGCAAUAAAACUGCAACAAAAAUGAAUGAAAUGAACAAGACGGUUACUUGCAUUGCAUAUAAUAAAAAAAAAAAAGACAUUUGAAAAAAAAAAAAUUUGAAAAAUGAUUUUUUUCUUUGACCGAAUUUUUUUUUUUUUUUUUGAUUGAUUGAAGCAACCGUUUUGGGGGAUUGAAUGAUUUAGACACAAAUGUCCUGAUCAUAAUAUUGCCCAAACACAAAAAUGAUUCCUUCAAUCAAAGAAAACUUUUUCAAUGAAAAAUUAAGUGUUCAAAUGCAAAUUUUUCAAUCUCAAAUAUUUUUUUUCGCAUUCAACAACUUUUUCUAUGCUUCAAUAAAAAAAAAAAAAAACGAUUUCAAUUAAAAAUAGAUAAAUAAAAAAAUAAUAAUAAUACAAUAGAAGUAAUAUAGCGUUCACAUGCAUUUUUAAAGAGUUUUUUUAAAAUUCAUUUUUGCAUUCAAACACAUUGAGUUUCCAAUUUAUUUUUGCAUUCACUUUUUUUUUUUUUUUUUUAAUUGAAGCGACAUUUUUUUUGGUUGAAUAAUAAAGACACAAAUCUACCUCCAUAUGGCUCCGCCCAGAGGAUACAAUUUUUGACUGGGAUAACUACAUUGGCACGACACCGGCGUACCAUAUUCAAUGGAUGAGGAUCUUGGCGAAAAGUAUUGCCUAAGCAGCCUGAUUUAGAAUUCCCCUCAAGAAUGAUGGGCACCAAAAGACGCUCAUUGUCAACUGAUUAUUAUAAAUAUUCUUGUAAGUUAAUUUUAUUGCCGACACUGCGUUUCGGGGUCAUCAACAUGUUGUGCCCCCCCUGCCCAAGUGGCGCCGUGGUUGGCCACCCCACUGGCCACCCCACUUGCCGGUAUAUUGUUAGAUUGUUGUAGCAUCAGUUAUGCAUUUCAUCUCAAAUAAUGCAUUUAUUUUGUUUUGUUAAAUGUAGGGCUGUCAAAUUUAUCGCAUUAACAGGCAGUAAAUAAAUUUUUAAAAUUAAUCACAUGAAAAUAUUUAUCGCAAUUAACGCAUUCGCAGUAUGACCCAUUCACGCAUUGCCUCAAACGGUCUACAAUGGCGUCGUUUUACUUCUAUACAGAUAUGAGGCAGUGUUAAGUGAGUGGAGUAGAUAAAAGCGUUUAUUGGGGCCGUGCAUUUAAUUGGCAAAAGCUUUGUCAUCUCUCCCACAGCAACUAUAAAUAUUGUGGGAAGCGACGUGGGGAAGAAUGACAGGAGUCGAUCUUUGCCUUAACACCUUGUAGUGUACCCAACGCAGAGAAGAUAUAGCAUUUGCAGCCACCACACAGUCAUGGUUGCACCACUUCCCAUCAUGCAUUUGGGCAGAACAGUUAAGUCGCUACAGUAUCAUUUACUGAAAGCUCAACAAAUACACUAGAUGGCAAUAUUUAGUCACAAUAUACAAACUCACAUUUAUCCUUUAAGAAUUACAAGUCUUUCUAUCUGUGGAUCCCUUUCACAAAGAGAAUGUUAAUCAUGUUAAUGCCAUCUUGUGGAUUUAUUGUUAUAAUAAACAAAUACAGUACUUAUGUACAGUAUGUUGAAUGUAUAUAUCCGUCUUAUCUUUCCAUUCCAACAAUAAUUUACAGAAAAAUUUGGCAUAUUUUAGAGAUGGUUUGAAUUGCGAUUAAUUAUGAUUAAUAAAUUUUUAAGCUGUGAUUAACUUGAUUAAAAAUUUUAAUCGUUUGACAGCCCUAGUUAAAUGUACACCUUAUGUCCAAGGGUGAAGAAAGUGGGCCUUAACGGUCAGGAACGCAGUUCCGGUAUAAGAUUCAGGGGUGGAACGCAGUUCUGGUAUAAAGUGCUUUGAUUCCGAAAAUAUGACGGCAACUGUCAAAACGCUAUGUUUAAAAAAAAAAUGGAACAACAACAAGCAAUGCAACAGAAAAUCAAAUCUUUAAGAGCAAAGAAAGAGUUGCAUGCAUUUCAUCUCCAAGAAGAAAACAAUCUACCAACAUCAGAUUUACAUACACAAGUGUUAACAACAAGCAUAAUAAAGUGCUUAGCGUAAUCCGUUUCCACCUAUAUUUAUUAUUUAUUUUAUUCCACGGACGGCAUGGAGGUUUCCCCAGCUGCUGCAGUUGAGUCUGACGAUGAUGAGUCACGUCAAUGUACGAAUGCACGCAGCAAAGCAAAACGCCUGGACUCAUUUAUCCGUUCAAUUGGCUGACAUACUGACAUGUGAUCACCAGAGAUGGUUAGCUCUGAUUGGUUCAAAUGUGCAUGUUUUCUGAUUGGUUCAAAUGUGCAUGUUUUCUGAAACAGUACCCAAAAAAAAAAAAAAAAAAAAAAAAAUGGAACAACAACAAGCAAUGCAACAGAAAAUCAAAUCUUUAAGAGCAAAGAAAGUGUUAAGUUGGCUUAUUUAUUAUAUUUUGUUUUAUUUGCUCUGAUGGGGAGGUUCAGAACAUCUUAGCUGUCAAUGUGCACUUUAGACUAUUUGUUCAUUUACAUUAGGCUACUUAUUCAUUUCCUUAUGAUUUAAGAAGUCAAGUCAGUUAAGCGCAAUUUUCAAAAUACCUUCCAUUUCACUCUGCAUAAUAUAAGUCAUUUGUACUUAUUUUUCUGAAUGUAUGUUACUUAUAUCUUUAUUAUUAAAAAACAACAAAAAGUAAGUGUUUACAUUAUCUUCAAUUUUAAUAUCCAUCCUAUGUUCUUAAGUAGAUAAAAUUGAGAUUUGGCAUUUAGUAUGUGAGGAAAUGAGGGAAAAUAAAAAAAUAGGAGAUGGAGGUUGGGGUUAUAGCUGUUUUUGUUAACUUUUAUUUUGGAAAUCAUUGGAAAAAAUACAAUUUUGAAGGGAAAUCAAUUUUUGUAUGUGUUACCCCCCCCCCCCCCCCCCCAAAAAAAAAUAAAAUAAAAUAAAAUAAAAAAAUAAAAUUUCUGGCUCCGUGGCGACCUUCACGUUGGGGACUUCCGGCAAGAAAUUCAAACCACUUUCACCCCUGCUUAUGCCUAAUAUAUACAUAACACAAUAAAACAGAAUUGUUGUGGAACUCAAAAUGUUGACUGGACAGUUACGGACUAUGCACAUUAAAUCUUUAGUCACAUCAAGUAUUACACAAUACACCAAAGUAUAUCAGUAGCCAUGUCCUUAAGUCUUUCUGAUCGUUUUCCCCUGACCUUUUUACUAAGCUUGAGAAUGAUAAACCGAUACGACCGGAUAUCCGGUUUUACAGGUGAGAGAUACAGAUGUAUCAAUAGUAAAGUUACCAUUCGACAGUAAUUAGCCAUUAAAUAUUCAAUGAACCGAUAGUAGAAAUAGAAUUCGGCUAUCGUGAGCACAAGAAUCGGCUUCUAAUGCCUAGCUCAAUGCAUUGCUUAAUAUUUUACUUCACAUGCUGCGCUUGUGUCAUUCACCACACAGCGCACUUGGAUCGAGACCGCAUGCAUGAUAUAAUAUGGACAAGCACUACUCACGGUCGUGGUUGCCUCAACUUCCCAUGCAUUUCGGCAGAACCGCUACUAGACGCCGUCAUUACCCAAUCGUCACGUGCAUGUCAUAACAACGCGAGAGCUAACGAAACCGCUAAUGCACGCUCCGUAGCAUUUUCUUCACAGCCGAAAACGAAACUAGUAGUGGCAACGAAGCAACAUGCUAAAACAAUGGACAGUGUGAUCACCGAUGCCAGCGACGUGCAGCGAUUGAUUUUCAACGCAACCAGGAAAACGAAAGUCCGACUUUGAAGUGAUGAAGGCAGCCAGAUAUGUUUGCAUGGGACUGAGCUUGUGUGAAGCGGUACAGAGAUCUUGAGUUUUUAAUCCUGAAAAAUAACCCACUACAAUGGUGGAAAGGGUGGCAUAUUGUCUCCACGAAACGCAGUCUACUUAAACAUGAAGAUGUGAAUUAGUUGAUCUUCCUCAAGAAAAAUCUGCCCUUCAAAAACGAUAUGGACAGUGAUGAGGAAUAAAAAAUGAGGAAGCACAGGCAUAAUUGAAUGACUUUGCUGUGUAUUAGGUUAAAGUAAUGAUUAUUGACCUGUCUAAAAUGCCUUGUUUUUAUUCCCCCAAUUAUACCAGUCGCAAAGCAUAAUUCAUUAUUUAUUUAUGAUAACACUAGCAGGUUUAAUUUUUUUUUUUCUAGAGCUGCCCGCAUAUAAUUAAUAUUUUUUGUUUGUAAGAUGUUUACGUUGAAAGUUUGCACUUAAAUUACUUACCUCUUGUGUUCAAAACACCAGGAAAUACAGUAAUUGAAUUACUGCACUUAAUUGUUGUCUGUCACUGGAGUUUUAUUAUCAAUCCCAUCCAACAAAAUGACGGUCAUAUAGUAAGCCUUAAUUUUUUUUUUUUGGAUAAAAAAAUUUAAACAUAACAUUGGUAUGAAAUUUUGUUUAUUUUACUAUUAGAAAUGUGGUCUUUUUUAUGUUUAAAAUAUUGUACGAACACACAACAAAUGUUUACUAUCGUAUUGUUUUCACUCUGUAUCGAACCGUAUCGUUUUUAAACUGUAUCGAAUCGCAUCGAAUCACUCGGCCAUAAAAAUGUAUCGUUUUUGAAUCGAAUCGUAACCUGUAUCUAGAUACAUAUCGAAUCGGCUUCAUGCCAGAGAUUCCCAACCCUACUUUUUACUGCAAUAAUAUAAUGAAAACCUGAAAUUAUAGCUUUUAGUUUUGUCCACCAGAAGAUUUUAAGUGGCCCCAUCUAGCCACCCCUAUGAAAAAUUUCUGGAGGCGCCACUGAAAUCAAAACUCCGCCUAUGCUCGUGAUGUCUACCUAAAAGGCGACUCACAGGUGUCUAAUGAAGUUGUUUGUUCAUGUUAAUUAUGACACUUACUGGUGAAUAAAAUUGACUUGCUUUCGGAGCGGGAUGCCCCCUUGAGAGCGGGGUUGUUGACGGGGCAACUUUCUCCGCGAGUGACGCGUAUGCGACGGAAAAGCACAACGAGGGAGUCGCCGACAUGACCCUGCUGAACUUGCUUUAAAACGCGCGCCGCCGCCAUUAGCGAAAUAUCACGGUAGAGAUUUUGACUCACCUCUCAGGGAAAUAAUUGAACGUCAGGUGUUUUAGCGAAAGCUGGGCAUCCUUUUUCUUUCCCACCCCCCGGCGAUGGGAUCCGUGACUUCCGCCCUGACGAGGACACGCCACGCGCUGGUCAAAGUGGGCUCGGAGCCGCAGAGUCACGAAGCGGAGAGGAGCCACUCGGCGCUGGAGUCCGCCAGGAAAAGGAAUCACAAGCCGUCCGGCUUAGCCGCUCGACAGACUUCCCGGCAGUUGUUCGCGGAAGUCCUGAGCCGACAGGACUCGGACGAAGUCAAGAAGUCAGCCGAGGUCCACUCGAGCAAACCGAGUCGUGAGUUGGAACGAUGCCCACCUGUUGCCCAUCAAAGGUCGCCUCAUCGUUCUCGACGCAGGGUGGCAAAUGAAGACGGUGAAAGCUCAAGUCGACCACAGGCCAGUUUUGCACGUUCCAAGUCUCAGAGUGCUUUAUGGAAUGCUAUCACAGCAGGGAUUGGUAUCAAAGGCAAAGAGCAGAGACCCCCUCAGAAUGACCCCCGGAGUCCUGCGGAGAUUCUUGCAGAUGAGCUCCCCCUGACAGACGAGGCAGAUGCCACAGAGAAGACAGCCAUCAGAUUAAGAUGUCUGGUGAAACAGCUGGAGAGAGGCGAAGCUUCCCUUGCCGAUCUGAAGAAGAACCUCGAGUAUGCGGCAUCUGUGCUGGAGUCGGUCUACAUUGAGGAGACGAGGCGUUUGGUGGACACAGAAGAUGAGCUUAGCGACAUCCAAUCCGAGUCGGUACCGUCGGAGGUGCGGGACUGGCUGGCGUCCACCUUUACCCGCCAGAUGGGUCUGAUGCUGCGACGCAACGAGGAGAAACCUCGCUUCAGAAGCAUCGUCCAUGCCGUCCAGGCGGGAAUAUUUGUUGAAAGGAUGUACCGACGCACCUCCAAUUUGGUGGGACUCAGCUACCCCCCUUCUGUAAUAUCUGUGCUUAAGAAUGUUGACAAGUGGUCAUUUGAUGUGUUCGCUUUGAACGAGGCCAGCGGAGACCACGCGCUAAAAUUCAUUUUUUACGAAUUGCUCACCAGAUAUGACCUCAUUAGCCGUUUCAAGAUCCCAAUUUCCGCAGUGGUGUCAUUUGUCGAAGCCUUGGAAGUGGGAUACAGCAAGCAUAAAAACCCCUACCACAACCUGAUGCAUGCUGCUGAUGUCACACAGACUGUUCAUUACCUGCUACUUAAAACUGGCAUGGUGCACUGGUUAACUGAGCUGGAGAUCUUUGCCAUGAUCUUUGCCGCGGCAGUGCACGACUAUGAGCACACGGGGACCACAAACAACUUCCACAUUCAGACAAGGUCUGACACGGCUAUCCUUUACAACGACCGCUCAGUGUUGGAGAGCCACCACGUGAGCGCGGCCUACCGCCUUCUGCAGGACGACGACGAGAUGAACAUCCUGUACAACCUCUCCAAGGAUGACUGGAGAGAACUGCGUGCUCUGGUGGUGGAGAUGGUGCUGGCCACCGACAUGUCCUGCCACUUCCAGCAGGUGAAGGCUAUGAAGAACUUUCUGCAACAGCCUGAGGGCAUUGAUAAGCCCAAAGCCCUCUCUUUACUGCUGCACACUGCUGACAUCAGUCACCCAGCCAAAAGUUGGGACCUCCACCACCGUUGGACCACCUCUCUGCUGGAGGAGUUCUUUAGACAGGGGGACAAAGAGGCCGAGCUCGGCCUUUCAUUUUCGCCACUCUGCGACCGAAAGUCAACACUGGUGGCGCAGUCCCAGAUCGGCUUCAUCGACUUCAUCGUUGUGCCCACCUUUACCGUACUGACUGACAUGAUGGAGCGUAUCGUCACACCGCUCAUCGAUGAAGCAUCGCACUCGGGUCUGGCAGGCUUCCGGCGCUCCAGUCUGAACAGUAUUAGCUCAGAGGAGGCCAAGAGGCACAGCGUGAAGAGCAUAGCCUCCGACAGCUGCUCGUCGGGCCAGAAUUCACUGCUGGCUGUGGACAUCAAGAACUUCAAGGCGCUGUGGAAUGAGGAAGUCUACCAAAACAGGGAGCGCUGGAAAGCUCAAGCCACCAAAGAAGCAGAGGAGCGAGCCAAAAAGGACGCAGAGGAGCGAGCCCAACAGGGAGACGCCAUGGAGCCUCAGGAAGUCCCAGACGACUCCACCGAGCCCAAAGACGGAGAACGGGAGGCGGCUGACCAGGAGGCAGAAACCAAGUCCGAUACCGAUGAAUCGCCGUUGCCAUCAGGGGACGCCGCACAUAAAAGUCCCUCACUGCAGAACGGGGAGUUGUCUGAAGGCCCAGAAUCUCCAGAAAGUGAAGAGACGAAACACACAGUGAUUGAUGGUGAGGUUGCUAUGGAAUGAAAUCCAAGGGCCUUGAAUGGGAGCCAAACUGUUGGACUUUGGCACCCCCUGCAGGAAACCGAGAAACUGACACUUUCACUUCUUUCGUCUUCAGUCUUCUUUGUGACUUUUUCUUUUGACCGUAAUGUACAUACUAUACCACCACGCUCCUGUUGUUGUCUUCCAGUAUACUGGAUGGCUUAACAGCAUUUCAUUUGUGCUUUUCCAUCAUUUCAGCCUGUGUGAAAUUGGGGAGAAAUGUUAAUGAUUUCUGUUGUCAAGCUUAGAAUGCAAACACAAGCCUGUGGAAUGUUUGUCACUUUUUUUGUUUUAUUUUUUUAAGAAAAAACAAAUAUUCCGUGUUUUUGUUCUUCUCGAUGCCUUCUGGCGUGUUUUGGGGCCGUAGCAAAGCAUCUUUUGACUGCCCUGCUUUUCCCCCCGCACUGCAAAUAGAAACUGCAAAUAUUGCUAGCUGUGCAUUUGUAAAAUAUUGUAGUAAACCUCCACUUUGGCUUUAAUUGUACAUGCAUACUUGCAGUUAAGAGCGAGAGAACUGGGCAGUAUUUGCAAUUUCUUUACUAAUGUCUUUGUGUACUUGUGCAUUAUUAUUUGGGUAUUAAUUCAUAGUGCCAACAUGUUGGCAGUUGAUGUGCUUCUUCUUCUUCUAAAAGAAAAUGUCUAUAUAUAUUUAUAUAUUUAUAUAUAUAUAUGAGGGGGAGCCCGAGCCACCUCAGCCAAUGCUACUCCACAUCGAGAGGAGCCAGAUGAGGUGGCUUGGGCAUCUGAUCAGGAUGCUUCCCGAACAUCUCCGUAGUGCAGUGUUCCAGGCACGUCCUACAAGCAGGAGACCACAGAGCCGACCCAGAAGACACCAGGGAGACUAUUGUCUCGGCUGGCCUGAGAAUCCCCUGAAAGCGCUGGAUGAAGUGGCUGGGGAGAGGGAAGUCUGGGCUUCCCCUCUGGUGAGCAGGAGAAAAUGGAUGGAUAGGUUGUAGGGUAGUAUAUGUGUCAUCCUCAAGGUUGGGUCAGCUAUCAGAGACAUCGGAGUUUGAGGGUUCUGCGCAGUAUCUUAGCUGUUCCUAGGACUGCACUCUUUUCGACUGAGGCUUCAGAUGUUUUUCCUGGAAUCUGCUGCAGCCUUCUCCCAGCUUGGGGGUUACUGCCCCAAGUGUUCCCACUACCACAGGAACCACGCUAGCCUUCAGCUUCAACUGUUCUUUCAUCCCUUAUUACUUCUCCACCAUUCUUCCUGACGUUGGUGUCAGCUGGUAUUGCUACAUCUAUCACUGUCUCUCUCUUCUGCUCUUUGUUCACCAAUGUCUAAUUGGUUAGCCUAGAGCUGUUUGUUCAGUCUGGAACAGUGGUUCUUAACCUUGCUAAAGGUACUGAAGCCCACGAGUUUCACAUGUGCAUUCACCGAAUACUUCAGAAUUAGAUAACAAAGCAAUUUAAAAAAGUUUCUAAACCUGUUAUAGCUCAGCGAGAAAGCUAAUAACUAAGUGAAUUCUGCUUCAGGUAUUGUCACAUUAGUCACAUUGUCACAAGUAUGCUUUAAAAUAGGUCAAAAUUUGAGUCCAUGCUGACCAUAAGUCUGCUUUACUUCCCCAUACCCAGUGCGAGUCAACUUUCCACUGAGCAAACCAGUUUUUUUAAUACCAUUAAAUAGAAGGCUAGCAGUUGAAAGAAAUGGAAUACAGCCUGUAAAUUGGAGGCAAACCAGUCCAAAACCUGGUCUAAAACAUCACUUUGCUGAGAUUAAGUCAGUGUACGAAAAUAGGGCCCUUUGCAGAAACCCUUAAACUUACUCACCGAACCCGUGGGGUUCCACUGAACCCAGGUUAAGAACCUCUGGUCUGGAAGCUGAAGUCCCACAGAACCUUGGUUACCCUCUGUGGAAUGGCCCAUUGGGAUCUGGGCACUUCAAUUCCAGACUAGGCACAGUUGUUCCUUGGUUGUGCCUCUCAAUAUACGCUGAUCCAGCUAGCAUCUUACACCCUGCCACGAUGUGACACUGGAGAAUAUUUGCAUCGAGUCUGAUCUGCUCUGGUAGAUCUUGGCCUCUGCGGCUCUUGUACCUACUCUUGUGGAGCCAUGAUUAGAGUCUUUGCUAUCUGUCAGUCCAGCGUACUCUAGCCACUGGUAGGAUUUUUUGAUGUCAGCCACUUUUUUAACUUGCAGGUGGAACAUUUCAUGUAGGGGCUUGUCUCUCCAGGUUGUUUGUCUCUGCUGCCUGAGACAUUCACUUACCAGCUUAUCUUUCGGAGCCAUCUUGAUGUAUUAUAGGGUUUUUUAUGUUUAAUCUCAGACUGUGGACUUGACGCUAGCUUUCUGUAUAGUCUCAGGGUGCUGGAAUAGGAUUGGCCAGCUUAUUAAACCACCUAGGUAUCUGAUGACUGGUAGUGCGUACAUGUUGAUGGCCUGGAUCUUGUUCUUACCAUUUGCUGACUCUUCAGGACUUGCCUUACUCUAGGAAGGAACUUGAUUGUGACUGACUUCCUUGUGACCUCCUCGUGGUUUCCAUUGGCCUGCGGGAUACCAAGGUUCUUGUAGCUGUCUUGGAUAUCACCUAUUUUGCCCUGCGGUAGUUCAACCCCAUCAGUUCUGACAAUGUUUCCUCUCUUUGAAACCACCUGGCCACACUUUCCCAGUCGGAAUUACAUCCCUAUGUCAUUGCUGUAGAUCCUGGUUGUGCAAUUCGAUUUCUCGCUCAUUCCUAGCGUACCGCUUGAGUCCAUCCAUGUAGAAUAGGUGGCUGAUUGUUGCUCUACUGGUAUCCUGAGCCACUCUUUGUGCAGAUUUGACUGAGGUGGUUCAAACCUCAGCAGUGGUGAUAACGCAUCUACUUGGUAUAUAACACACUUGAUGUUGACUUUGGCAAUUGACUUUUGAGUCUGCUUCUAUGGUAGUCUUCCACAUCCACACUGAGAUGAAGGUUCUGAGCUCUCACUUCUUCCUGUUGGUCUUAUACAUUUUCAGGCAUUCUAGUAUCAAUGUGUGUGGCAUUGAGUCGCAAGGCUUUCUUUUAGUCAAUCCAUGUAGUGCUAAAGUUGGUCUAUUUUUGCAAUCCCUGGUGACAGCUCUAUCAACCAGUAGCUGAUGUUUGGCUCCUCUGGUGUUAUUGCCAAUUCCAUUCUGAGACCUGCUCAUGUAUUGAUUGAUUUGGUCGUUCAACCCAUCACUUAUGACAAUGUUGCCUCUCUUUGAGACCAUCUGGCCGCACUUGUCCAAUCCAAAUGAUAUCCCUAUGUCAUUGCUGUACAUCCUGAUUGCGCAAUUCGAUUUCUUGCUCAUUCCUAGCGUACAGCUUGAGUCCAUCCAUGUAGAAUAGGUGGCUGAUUGUUGCUCUACAGGUUCCCGGAGCCAGUCUUUGUGCGGAUUUGACUGAGGGGGUUCAAACGUCAGCAGUGGUGAUAACACAUCUCCUUGGUAUAUAACACACUUGAUGUUGACUUUGGCAAUUGACUUUUGAGUCUGCUUCUAUGGUAGUCUUCCACAUCCACACUGAGAUGAAGGUUCUUAGUUCUUACUUCUUCCUGUUGAUCUUAUACAUUUUCAGGCAUUCUAGUAUCAAUGUGUGUGGCAUUGAGUCACAAGGCUUUCUUUUAGUCAAUCCAGGUAGUGCUAAAGUUGGUCUAUUUUUGCAAUCCCUGGUGACAGAUCUAUCAACCAGUAGCUGAUGUUUGGCUCCUCUGGUGUUAUUGCCAAUUCCAUUCUGAGACCUGCUCAUGUAUUGAUUGAUUUGGUCGUUCAACCCAUCAGUUCUGACAAUGUUGCCUCUCUUUGAGACCAUCCGGCCACACUUGUCCAAUCCAAAUUAUAUCCCUAUGUCAUUGCUGUAGAUCCUGGUUGUGCGAGUUGAAUUCUCGCUCAUUCCUAGCGUACAGCUUGAUGCCAUCUAUGUAGAGUAGGUGUCUGAUUGUUGCUCUACAGCUUCCCUGAGCCACUCUUUGUGUGGGUUUGACUGAGGAGGUUCAAACCUCAGCAGUGGUGAUAACGCAUCUCCUUAGUAUAUAAUACACUUGAUGUUUGGCAAUUGACUUUGAGUUGGCUUCGGUGGUAGUCUUCCGCAUCCACAUCGGGUUCUGGAUGAAGGUUCGUAGUUCUUGCUUCUCCCGUGAUCUUCUAGAUUCUAGUAUCCGUGUGUGGCAUCGAGUCGCAAGGCUUUCUUGCAGUCAAGUGCAAAAGUUGGACUGUCUAUUUUUGCUGUCUCUGGCGACUGCUCUAUCAACCAUUAGCUGAUGUUUGGCUUCUCUGGUGUUAUUGCCAAUUCCAUUCUGAUCCCUGCUUAUGUAUGUAUACAUGCUUACUCAUCUUCGCCACAUUGAUGCCUGAUAGGGCCUUCCAUGUUGUGCAGAGACAGGUUAUUGGCUGGUAGUUGGAUGGGAAGUUCUUUUCUGAGGGUCCUUCAUAUAUAUAUAUAUAUUUACACAUAAAGGGAGAAUUUAACUACAAAUAUCUAGAACUGAGAAAGAACACAUGGAUGUUUAGGGAAGUUUUUCGAAGUUUGACAAUUUUUUGUUUUAGAUUUUUAUGAUAGGGCGACAUUAUGUUCUGUGAGAAAGUUUUCUCUCUACCUGUGUGCCUCUUACUCUAAAUGUAACUGCACCUGUAGGAACCAGUCGUCAUUGUUCCUGCAACCUGCUGAUAAUGUUUGAUGUGCUCUUUUUGUGCUGUAACUUUUUGUCUGUUCUUUUCCUCAGCCAGUGGUUUUCAUUUAUUUGAUAUUUUUCCCCUAAAUGCACAUCCCUUUCCCAUUAAAAAGAAAAUAUAUAUAUACAUUUUUGAAAGAAAUCUUUUUUGUUAUCUUUACUGCACGAUGAUUUUUUUCUUUCAUUAUGUUGCAUUUGCUUUAGUUUGCCCACUUUAAUUUGGUGGGUUAAAAUAUUCAGUUUUUCUUUCCCGCCACAUUUUGUAAUAUUGUUUCUUGGUAAAAUGAUUUGGAGGGUUUUUAUUAUUGUUUUGUUUUGUUUUUUUAAUCCGAAAUAACCGUUGCUUUGUUGAAUAAGCCAUUUUUUAUGCUGCCCUCCCCAAAGCACACUUUCAUUAGUUGUUUUAGUGGAUAACUUUUGGGGUAAUGUUUUUUUUUCUGUUUUUGUUGUUGUCUGCUAUUAUAGUUGCUCAUUUUUUUUGCUUUUUGUUUGUAUUUAUCUCACACUGUUUUGCACAGUUAGUCCACUUAGGUAUCCUCCUGAGACCCUGCAUACUCAUUUGAGGACAUUAGAUUUCUGCCUCUGAGACCCAUUAAACGUCAUUAUUUAAAACCUUUUUGACUACUUUGGCACAUUUAGGCAUGUUGGCAGCACCCUCUUGUGGUGUCUAAACUACUUUAGACCUUUUUAAAUGAAUGAAGAACGGGCUUCAAAAUCUGUUUAAGGUUUCUCCAGUAGCUCAGUGAAGAAAACUUGAAAAGGUAACCUCUACAUCCAAGUUUUGUGAACAAAUAGUAUAUUUAUGUUAAAUAACAUCUGUAGUUUGAUGUAACAUAGAAAAUUGACAUUAAUUUGUAAAACCUACAAACAGUCAAACAGUAAAUAUGAGAAAAUAUACUAUUCCAUGAUUGAUUAUAUUAAGUAUGUUGGAGUAAAACAAACAGUCGAUCAGAAAAUACCAGAAAAGAUGCUAUUCCCUUCACAGGUUAGCAAGUUCACACAGUUUAAUGUUAUGCUAACGGUGAUGUAGGUCAGACUAUCAGUAGCUAAAUUAGUGGUGUGUUCCCCACUUCCCCAACAUUGACGUUUCUUUACAUUUCUUACAGUGGCUGCUGCUGGCUGGAAAAAAACGUGUAUUCCUAAUAUCCAAUUUCUGUGUGUGUGUAUUUGCGGUCAAGUCAUCAGCCAAUCCAAUGUGCGUUUACGAGGAAAAAAAUGGGCCGGCACAUUCAGGAAGUGAAAAGAGGUACCUGUAAGUCUGAACAUAAUGAAUAUAAUUCACUUAAUAAUGGUGGUGUCAAUUACAACAAUUAACACAUAGGGGAAGACAAGCUAAAUGGUAAAUGGUGUUACUGAAGUCAUUAUACAGUGGGGCAAAUAAGUAUUUGGUCAACCACCAAU